Elaeis guineensis (African oil palm) is the source of this 3577-nucleotide messenger RNA. Its product is annotated as probable UDP-N-acetylglucosamine--peptide N-acetylglucosaminyltransferase SEC. The record is from RefSeq and is a predicted model, not a curated record. Gene Ontology annotation, biological process: protein O-linked glycosylation. Gene Ontology annotation, molecular function: glycosyltransferase activity; protein binding. Lineage: Eukaryota; Viridiplantae; Streptophyta; Magnoliopsida; Arecales; Arecaceae.
AGCCGUGACGAAACGGUGAAUCUAAAUUCGAGCGACGCAUGAGAUAAAAUCUAGGUUUUGGGUUUCUUCUGGAAUCCGUCCGAAUCUCGCGAUCGCUCCCCUUCUCCGAUCUAAUCCGAUCCGAUCCUUUUAGGGUUUUGUGGGCCGCCCUUCCGUUCGGUCUCUCGCCGGUGCCCCCCGUCGAUCUUGGCCGUUGAUUGCAGGCUCUGGCCUUCGGAAACGAUGCUGUCGCUGCAGAGCGACGCUCGGCAGCACCAACCUGCGGCGCAGCAGCAACCGCCACCGCCUCCACCGGUGGCGCCACCGCAGCUGCAGCAGCUCUUUGGGGCAAAUGCGGCCGGCGGCCUAGGGUUUCAUAGGGUCCCCCUCGGGAGCGCCGAUCUCGACGAGACGUCGUUCUCUCUGCAACUGCUCGAUGGCUCCGCUGAUAUCAAACCCUUGAUCGCAAAACCGCUCGAAGGCAACGAGGACAUGCAUCUGGCGCUUGCUCAUCAGAAUUAUAAAGCGGGGAACUAUAAUCAAGCAUUGGAACACUGCAAUGCUAUUUAUAGGAACAAUCCGAAGCGCACUGACAAUCUUCUUCUCCUUGGUGCAAUCUAUUAUCAGCUGCAUGAUUUUGACAUGUGCAUUGCAAAGAAUGAAGAAGCUCUUGCUAUUGAUACACAUUUCGCAGAGUGCUAUGGAAACAUGGCUAAUGCUUGGAAGGAGAAAGGUGAUAUUGAUCGUGCCAUACAUUAUUAUCUGAUUGCUAUUGAGCUGCGGCCCAACUUUGCUGAUGCAUGGUCAAAUCUAGCUAGUGCAUACACGCGGAAAGGAAGACUUAAUGAGGCAGCACAGUGUUGUCGCCAGGCUCUUGCACUUAAUCCUCUUUUGGUUGAUGCUCAUAGCAACUUUGGAAAUCUGAUGAAAGCGCAAGGAUUAAUUCAAGAAGCCUACAACUGCUAUGUGGAAGCUCUGCGCAUACAACCUAAUUUUGCAAUUGCUUGGUCUAAUCUAGCUGGUCUCUUUAUGGAGGCAGGAGAUCUUAACAGAGCUCUCAUGUACUAUAAGGAAGCAGUUAAACUGAAGCCAACAUUUGCUGAUGCUUACUUGAACCUAGGGAAUGUUUACAAGGCUUUAGGAAUGCAUCAAGAGGCUAUCAUAUGCUAUCAGCAUGCUUUGAAGGCACGCCCAGACAAUGCAAUGGCUUAUGGAAACCUUGCUAGUACAUACUAUGAACUCAAUCAGCUGGAUUUAGCUAUUCUGCAUUACAAGCAAGCCAUCAAUUAUGAUUCAGCUUAUGUGGAGGCAUACAAUAAUCUGGGGAAUGCUCUGAAAGAUGCUGGCAGAGUGGACGAGGCUAUUAGCUGCUAUCGGUCAUGCCUUGCGUUGCAACCUAACCACCCACAAGCUCUUACUAACCUUGGGAACAUACACAUGGAAUGGAACAUGAUGAGUGUAGCUGCUUCAUAUUACAAGGCAACUAUAUCUGUUACUACUGGAUUAUCUGCUCCGUUCAACAAUUUAGCAGUGAUUUACAAACAACAGGGCAAUUAUGCUGAAGCUAUAGCUUGCUACAAUGAAGUCCUUCGUAUUGAUGCUUUGGCAGCUGAUGGACUCGUCAAUAGGGGAAAUACAUUCAAGGAGAUGGGUAGAGUUAGUGAGGCAAUUCAGGAUUAUAUUCGGGCAGUGACUAUCAGGCCAACUAUGGCUGAAGCUCAUGCAAAUUUAGCUUCUGCAUACAAGGACACUGGACAUGUGGAAGCAGCUAUUAAGAGUUAUAAACAAGCAUUGCUGCUACGUCCAGAUUUUCCUGAGGCUAUUUGUAAUCUCCUACACACUUUACAGUGUGUGUGUGACUGGGAUGAUAGGGACAACAGGUUUGCAGAAGUUGAGGGAAUUAUUAGAAGGCAGAUAAAGAUGUCAGUUCUUCCUAGUGUGCAACCAUUUCAUGCUAUUGCCUACCCAAUUGAUCCAAUCCUUGCAUUGGAAAUUAGCCGGAAGUAUGCAAUGCAUUGCUCUUUAAUUGCUUCUCGUUAUGGACUUCCUGCCUUUAGACAUCCCCUUCCUAUUCCUGUGAAGGCUGAAGGUGGAAGUGGACGACUCAGAGUGGGAUAUGUGAGCAGUGACUUUGGUAACCACCCCCUUUCGCAUCUUAUGGGCUCUGUAUUUGGAAUGCACAACAGAGAGAAUGUUGAGGUAUUCUGUUAUGCCUUGAGUCCAAAUGAUGGUACUGAAUGGAGGCAGCGUAUCCAAUCUGAAGCAGAACAUUUUGUCGAUGUUUCUUCCAUGUCAUCUGACAUGAUUGCUAGAGUGAUCAAUGAGGAUAAAAUACAGAUCCUAAUCAACCUUAAUGGUUAUACCAAGGGUGCAAGGAAUGAAAUUUUUGCCAUGCAACCAGCACCUAUCCAGGUCUCUUACAUGGGUUUCCCUGGGACGACUGGUGCAACUUACAUUGACUACUUGGUUACUGAUGAGUUUGUUUCUCCCACACGUCUCUCACAUAUUUACUCAGAAAAGCUUGUCCAUCUUCCUCAUUGUUAUUUUGUGAAUGACUAUAAACAGAAAAAUCGUGAUGUUUUGGAUCCUGUCUGUCAUCAUAAACGAGCAGAUUAUGGUUUACCUGAAGAUAAAUUUAUUUUUGCUUGUUUUAAUCAGCUCUACAAGAUGGACCCUGAUAUAUUCAAUACUUGGUGCAAUAUUCUCAAGCGUGUUCCGAAUAGUGCACUGUGGCUGCUGAGAUUCCCAGCAGCAGGUGAAAUGAGACUGCGUGCAUAUGCUGCUGCACGUGGAGUGAGACCGGAUCAGAUCAUAUUCACAGAUGUUGCUAUGAAGAAUGAGCAUAUCAAACGCAGUGCUUUAGCAGAUCUUUUUAUUGACACGCCCCUUUGCAAUGGUCACACAACCGGAACAGAUGUAUUAUGGGCAGGUUUGCCCAUGAUAACGCUUCCCCUGGACAAAAUGGCUACCAGGGUUGCUGGUUCAUUGUGUCUAGCCACCGGAGUUGGGGAGGAGAUGAUUGUUAGCAGCCUGAAAGAAUAUGAAGAAAAGGCUGUAGCUCUGGCUGAAAAUCCCACAAAGCUCCAAGCUCUUACCAAUAAACUUAAAGCGGCGCGAAUGACCUGUCCUUUAUUUGACACAGCAAGAUGGGUGUGCAAUCUGGAGAGGGCAUACUUCAAAAUGUGGAAUUUGUACUGUUCUGGGAGACAUCCACAGCCCUUCAAAGUGACUGAAAAUGAUACCGAGUUCCCAUAUGACAGAUAGUUCCGUGAAGGCGGCCUUGUAAAUAGGUAAAGAGGUUCAGCAUACCACAAGAAGUGUUGUAGUUAAUUUUCCAAAGAUGCACUGGGAUGUAUUUACACAUCUGUGGUGUGGAAGGGAGGGCAAAGAUAGCCUUAGGUUUUGCCCUUUCCAAAGAACAAGAUUUCUGAAGUAUUGAUAGGUGUGAAUAAGCCUCUACCAUCUAGUCCGGUCUAUACAUCUAAAUUUAAUAUUUGAAUUAUUUAUUAGAAAGCAGGAAUUGUAUUUGGAGGGUCUGGACAUCACCCAAUAUCUAAAAUUUAACAUUUAUAUUAAGUAUAUUUUAUUACAGUUGCAA